AUGAAUAAAUGGCAUUUGGCUAUGAUCGCAGGAUUUCUAUCCUCCAAAUAUGCAAUUAUUGAUAAGAAGAGUAUUACUAUGGAGUCUCUAAAGUCCAGUCAGAUACAAUAUUUACAAAAGAAAAUUAGUUCUAAAGCACUACAUUCUGUGCUUUUCAAAUGUGUGGAUGAACCUAAUGUUGAUUUACCUGCAUCCUCAGAAUGGCUAUCUAAUGGAAAUAAUGGGCCACGAAGCGAAGCAUUGUAUUGUCUUCUGCAAGAUCGAAACUUGUUCUUUGCAUCCGCUGACUCAUUAUGCAAUCAUUGUAAGAAAAGCAAGAAAACUGUUGACCACAUGGCUACUCAGUGUGGUAAAAUGCUCAACAGUGAUUAUCUCCGGAGACACAACGAAGUUGUGAAGUGUAUCCACCUUAACUUGUGCCGAAUGUAUGGACUCAAAAAAGCAAGACGAUUGAAGGGACAUUCUGUUCAGUCAACACUGUCGACGGGAAAAGUUGAAAUCAGGGUUGAUUGUACAAUUCUCACCGAAACAAAAGUAGAAUAUAACAAGCCAGAUAUCUUUGUCCACGACAAAGUCAGAAACGAAAUAAAUCUAAUUGAAGUGGGUAUUACUUCACAGGAUCGCCUCAAGCAAGUGGAGGUUGAAAAGUGUCACAAGUAUGACCUAUUGGCAAGUGAGCUUUCGCUUCUGUAUAGCUGUCAAGUAAAAUAA
Molecule: messenger RNA, 711 nt
Organism: Octopus sinensis (East Asian common octopus)
Lineage: Eukaryota; Metazoa; Mollusca; Cephalopoda; Octopoda; Octopodidae
Exons: 1
Coding region: 1-711 (236 amino acids)
Source: RefSeq, a predicted model, not a curated record